Ahaetulla prasina is the source of this 3188-nucleotide messenger RNA. RefSeq names its product methyltransferase 4, N6-adenosine (gene METTL4). Gene Ontology annotation, molecular function: site-specific DNA-methyltransferase (adenine-specific) activity; RNA methyltransferase activity; nucleic acid binding. The transcript has 8 exons. The record is from RefSeq and is a predicted model, not a curated record. The coding region runs from base 1090 to 2604 and encodes 504 amino acids. NCBI's taxonomy places the organism in Eukaryota, Metazoa, Chordata, Lepidosauria, Squamata, Colubridae. Gene Ontology annotation, cellular component: RNA N6-methyladenosine methyltransferase complex; nucleus; cytosol.
UACAGGAUAUACCUGUUCGAGCGGGAUAGUUCGCGUUUCCUCUCUAUGGUUAUCUCCGGCGGUCCACCGUUUGUGAAUUCCGCAGCCGCUUGCUGGAGCUGUGAGUUACAGACCGGAAGGAGCCCUUGAGAGCGAAGCUUGUCUUUUCCCCCUGUUGGGAGUAAGGGCAGUAGGUCCAGUUGGCACCCCACAGAGUGAUGUUUGCCCUCCGUCCAGGGGCUCUCUGAGCGCGGCUGUUUGAGUCCGCCACGGGGCAGAAGACUUGGCUCAAGGGUUUCGCGGUCCACUCACCCUAAUCGAGACUGCUAUGAUUUACUCAGAAAUAAGCUCCAUUGAAUUCUGCAAGAUUUACUUAUAAAACUGCAAAGAAAGAACCCAGCUCAAAUUUAAUCUCCCCUCGGACUUCGCUAGAGAGUUGUAGGAAACCACUGUAGUGCAAGUGCGGGAUAAUAACUUGACUGAUAAUGACUUGCUAUGGCGCUUCCAGAAUUGUAACAAGAUAGAUAUCUAAAGCAGUGAACUCUCUAGGCUAUAUUAAUCUAAACGUUGUUAUAAUUGUCCAAAUCUUUAAGCAAAACUAACUUUCGUUUGCACAAAGGUUUUGAUGUGUUCAGAACUACCGUCUACUUAUGGGCAAUUUAUUAUUUUUAAUUUGAACCUUAGCCUAACAUUCAAACCAAAUUUUACUUAGUGUUGAUAGCUACAGGGACAGUGAAUGAUCUAUGACACAGUACAGGAUCUUGUGUAUCAAUAAUUUUUCAUAGUUAAAAGUAUCUCCAAGUAUCUAUUUUCUGCAUAUUCUGCAUAUUCUCUGCAUAUUUUCUGCAUUUUCUGCAUAUUCUUAUUGCUAUUUUUCUUUUUUCUUACGCAAAAUAUUGAAUACAGAGUACAGGAAAGUAUCUUCUCAAUGGCUUUAAGAAAUAGUCUUAAUUUUAAUGAACUGCUAAUUUCUUAAAGCAGUGGCAUCUUUUUUUCAGACUCACAUGGAUGCUUGAAAAUGAUCAGUCUCUUGAACAGAGGAGAGAUGUUCUCAAAGAAAGUCCUAGUUUCACAGAAUUGAAUUAAAAUAUUUGACAGUUGGGUAAACUAAUGGUUAAUGCAACACUUCUCUCAAGAUUUACUUCUCUGGUCUCCCCCCCCCCCCCAGAAAUACAGUUUUUAAUUCAUUUGGAAGAAUUACGCCUUGGGAAGCAGACAAUGUCAAUUGUAUGUUAUCUGCCAGCUGGGUGGAUGCUAGAUCACCUCUCUUUUAUAAAUAAAUCUGGAUACUAUUUUUGCCACCAUCUUGAGCAGUCAGCUAAGGAUAGUUUUGACAAUACUGUUAUUCCUGCUUCCUCUGGUACAAGUUUGAUUCCCAUAAAAUCAUGUACAAAAAAAACUAUUUCUGAAUUUAGAAACUCAGGAGAAAAAUCUAAUCGGAUAGUAAAGAAGACGUAUUUAUUUCAAGAAGAAUUUUUUAACGUACUUAAGCCCCAUAUUCCUGCAAGCUUCCAGACGGAAAAGCAUAGUCUAGAAACUAGUAUAUCUGAACAGCAGAAAAAUGACAAGGACAAAAAACCUAUUACUACAAUUAAGGCUAAAAAGAAACGGAAAAGAAGCAGUGAACUUAAUCAUGGCGAAAGUGAUAUCUUAGAGUAUCAUUUAAAGAUCAGUGGCAUAAUUUUGGAUGGGACCAGAUGUUUAAUCCAGGAGGCACGCAGAAGUGGUUUCCUUCAGCCUAAUUCUAUAGACCAAUUUUAUGUCAAGGCAUCUGACAAAGGACCCAAUAAUUGCAGUUUGGCUGAGCUUUGCGAGAUGGCCAAGUGUUUCGUUUCUAUGAAUGAAAAAGAGCAGAAGUGUGUAAUAGACAAGGAAACCUCUGACCCAGAACAAGUUCAAUUAACCUGUGUUACUGAAAAUAAUACAAACAAUGCAAAGAUGUUAACACUAAUGGGACAGAACUACUUAUUUCCCCCCAGAAGUGCAUUUCUUUUAUCAGAUUUUUCGUGUAUGCAGCCACUUUUGAAUUAUAACAAGAAGUAUGACAUAAUUGUUAUAGAUCCACCAUGGGAGAACAAGUCUGUUAAAAGAAGCAAUAGGUAUGGCUUCUUGUCUCACUGGCAAAUCAAAGAAAUUCCUGUCGCAGCAUUGGCAGCUCCAAAUUGUCUUGUGGUUACAUGGGUGACCAACAGACAGAAGCAUUUGCAAUUUGUAAAGAAUGAACUUUAUCCUCACUGGUCUAUACAUCGUAUUGUUGAAUGGUUCUGGGUAAAAAUUACGAAGUCUGGAGAAUUUGUGAUUCCAUUAGAUUCUCUUCACAAAAAGCCAUAUGAAAUUCUUGUACUGGGUAGAGUCCAGGGAAAUACAGAUGUACCACUAGGGCUUUCAGAAGAUGAAAAGUUUUCUGCAAUUCCUGAUCAGAAAUUAAUUGUUAGUGUACCUUGCACUCUUCAUUCGCAUAAGCCACCUCUUUCAGAGAUUUUGAAAGAAUAUACCAAGCCAGAUGUAGAAUGCUUAGAACUGUUUGCUCGGAAUUUGCAACCUGGAUGGACCAGUUGGGGCAAUGAAGUCCUUAAAUUCCAGCACUUGGACUACUUCACUGUUUUACAUGAUAAUGAUGACUAGCAAAUCAUAAUUAUUUUUGAAGGAUUUUAUGUCUGGAUUGGAAUUUCAUCUUUGCUAACCCUAACUCUACAUUGUAAGAUAUAUGUAAACAACCUGGAAUAGUUUUCAAGAGCAGCUCUACAUGAUCAAAGUCAAAAAAUAACAAGUAUGGAACUUAGGUCGUAGAAGUCUUUGCUAUCAGUAAUUGGAGGUGAAGGUACCAGUAGUAUGAUAUCUACAGUAGGACCUCUCCUGGAACAGCCAAUCCAAUAUCUCACAUGUGUCGGUUACUGUGGUAUUUUGCUUCCUAUUCCCAUAUUCCUCCCAGGAAAAUUCUGGAUCAUACCUGCACAUCCAGCCUCUGGCUGUUUGAAAGAUUGGCUGCUAUCAUUGAAAAAUUAUUUCACUUAAAUGUUAUCUAUUGCUUAUUUAUAACUUCUAGUUCUGUCAUUAGAAGUGUUUUACAUUUUUAUGUUUUGAUGCUACACCUUCCUAUUUUGACCAAAAGGGUUAAAAUGAAGAUUAAAAUGUAACUACAUAGUUUUUCACAUUUUCUGGCUUGGAAAUAAUGACUUUAUAAAUGUAAUUAAAGCUUCUCAUAAUAA